Molecule: messenger RNA, 2035 nt
Organism: Thamnophis sirtalis
Lineage: Eukaryota; Metazoa; Chordata; Lepidosauria; Squamata; Natricidae
Gene: ERH
Product: ERH mRNA splicing and mitosis factor
Source: RefSeq, a predicted model, not a curated record
CCGGAGAGCGAAAGCAACGGCGUCUCUAUGGUUUCAACCCGCGGUGCGGGAGGGGUUUACAACGCACGAAAGACUAGGUGCCCUGCAUCCGGCAGCCGCGGUGCAUUGUGGUAAGAAGCGUCGUGGGGAGUUUGUGCUUCGCGCCUGAGCCGAGCGGAACGAGUCGCCAUGUCUCAUACAAUUCUGCUUGUUCAGCCUACCAAACGGCCUGAAGGCAGGACUUACGCAGAUUAUGAAUCUGUAAAUGAAUGUAUGGAAGGAGUCUGUAAAAUGUAUGAAGAACACCUGAAGAGAAUGAAUCCUAAUAGCCCUUCCAUUACAUAUGAUAUUAGCCAGUUAUUUGAUUUCAUCGAUGAUUUGGCUGACCUUAGCUGCCUUGUCUAUCGUGCUGAUACUCAGACAUACCAGCCGUACAAUAAAGAUUGGAUAAAGGAGAAGAUCUAUGUUCUUCUCCGCAGACAAGCUCAGCAAGCAAGCAAAUAAUGGGGCACUGAGGGAGGGUGUGAACAUCAGGUGUGUACAGCAUUCUGUAGUGAAAGUCUUGUAUUGUAGUCCACUGUUCAUUCUUAUAAACCUAUGACUAGGACUGAGUCAGUUAGAACUGUAAGAGACUUGUUCAAUUCCAGAAGAAAACGUCUUUUACAGAAGUUUAAUUUUUAAUUUUUCACGUUUCUUAGUUUAUUUUGUUCAAGGUCCUAAAGAUUAUUCACAUCUCCUUUGCCACCGUUGCUAUAUGUACUCCUCAGAGAAGGGGAGAUCAGUAGUAUUACUUGGAGGCAGUGAAAAAUCAUAGUGAAAAAUAAAAUAAAUGCUCUUUAGUUAAAUAUAUUGAGUGGUGAUUUUAUAAGCUGGGUAUUCUUAAAAGAAAAAACACCUUUUAAUAUAUUUUCCAGUUCAUACUGAGUUCACGCAUUAAGCCAGGUUGGGUGUAACUAUAAUUUAUUGAACAGAUUUACACAACAUAUUAAAGUAUAAACCAGGAAUGAGCAAUCUCACUUCUCAGCAUCUGCGCUGGCAAAUUUUGGUGAUAAAAUUGUCACAUUUUGGAUUCCCCCCCCCCCCUUUAAUAAUUGGGAUUAAAAUGGUUGCAGCUUUUGGAUUCCAUUUCUGCUGUUGCCCCUCUAAACCAAUCCAGAAUUCAUAUUUUUGGAGUUGAUUGUACAUAAGCUUGGCAGUUUGGUAGGAUUUAAAGAUGGAAAUAGCAUAUUUAUGGGAAUUGUAAUGUUUCCGUUUUAUCUUGCACUAGGGCUACCAGAUUAUUAUUUAUUAAAUUUAUAUGCUGCUCGUCUUGUGGUUCAUGAUGACUGAGCAGCUUAUAGUGUAAAAAACAGAAAAAUAAUAAAAACAGAUUAAAAUGACAAAAGAUUUUAAAAGAUGUAGAUGCCAUGUCGUAGCUAUCUGAAGGCUUGCAGUCCAGAUCUGCUGUUGUAGAUUAAAUUCCCCCAAAAUGGUUCAGGGAAUAAAGGUGGUUUUAGAGGCAAGAAUGGAAGAAGAAAGAAUUUCAGUCUUAAAAUAUGAAGAAAAACCAGAAUAUUUUGGUCUUGCUAUUUUGAGUGGAUGGGUUCCAGUGGCCUCUACCCUGCCCCUUAGACUUUGCCCAUUCUAAACAGAAUCAAAGGUUUAUCCAUUGAGAUAAGCAAAAAUAAGAAAAAACUACAUAUUUAUUGAGCACAAGUGAUAAGAUUGUUUUCUGUAUUACAUUUAGCAUGACAAAUGUAAAGUAUUGUGAAUGGGAUUCACAGUUGCUUAUCCAUUCAAAGGAUCUAAGGACAGCAGAUACUGCUGCUUGUGAAGAACAGUGUUAUUGUUUAUGAAGAUAUUUGGCUGGUUCCCUGUGCCCCCUCACUGUUGCCUCUAUGUGCAGCUAGUUAACCCCACCCACCACCCCUAUGUUGCACCCUGGGUAGUGCACAAGCAUGAACUAAACGAACUAGCAUCUUAGGCAGCCAAACUACUCUGUAAUAACAUUGUAGACUCCCUGAUUCUCGAUGUACAAAUGCCAUACACUAAAUAAUAAAAACUGUUACCUGUCACA